Molecule: messenger RNA, 975 nt
Organism: Glycine soja
Lineage: Eukaryota; Viridiplantae; Streptophyta; Magnoliopsida; Fabales; Fabaceae
Product: transcription factor bHLH162-like
Exons: 3
Coding region: 117-752 (211 amino acids)
Biological process (GO): regulation of transcription by RNA polymerase II
Cellular component (GO): RNA polymerase II transcription regulator complex
Molecular function (GO): RNA polymerase II transcription regulatory region sequence-specific DNA binding; protein dimerization activity; DNA-binding transcription factor activity, RNA polymerase II-specific
Source: RefSeq, a predicted model, not a curated record
UAUAUAUACCCACAUGCACACGCCAUUUGCCAAUUCAUCCAUCUUACUCUCUAUAACCGGCCUCCUAAUUAAACUCACUUGUUGGUGGAAAAUUAAUUAAAGUACUUCUUCAUUCAAUGGAUCAGCUUGGAAUCAUUCAACCAUCUUCUUCAACCAAGGUUGAAAGAAGGCUAGUGGAGAAAAACAGAAGAAAUCAAAUGAAGAACCUGUACAACAAACUCAACUCUCUUCUCCCUAGCUAUAACCCCAAGGAAGCAUUACCACUGCCUGACCAAGUGGAUGAGGCAAUCAACUACAUCAAGAGUUUGGAGGCAAAGGUGAAGAUGGCACAGGAGAAGAAAGAGAAUUUGCAGGGAAUUAGAAAGAGAUCCCGUGGUUGCUUCUCCAAUAAUAGUGCCAAUUUUGCUGCAACUUCUGGUUUCCCAAAAUCGCCACAACUUGAGAUUCACGAAGUGGGUUCUUCUCUACAAGUUGUUCUGACUUGUGGGCUAGACCACCAGUUCAUUUUCUAUGAAAUCAUUCAAAUACUGCAUGAAGAGAACAUUGAGGUCAGAAGUGUCAAUUCCUCGCUCGCUGGAGACUCAGUGCUUCAUGUUGUGCAUGCUGAGAUUCCUCAGUCUUUUCUUCAAUUUGGAGCUACCAAAGUAAGUGAGAGAUUAAAAAGGUUUGUGAAUGGGUCCUGCAGUGAUGUGGAAACACAGCCCGAGUUGUGGGAUUUUGAAAUUGGUACUGAUGAUAUGUGGGGUUUCUAGAUCUUACAAGGAUGCAUUUACCAAAAGUUUUGUAAAAUAAGAAAAAAAAAUGUUAGCUAUAAUACUACAACAAGCUUUAAGAGUACUGUAUCAAACAUAUUUUGCCCAUGUUCCAACAGGUUUUGACGGGAAUUAACUAACGAGAUGGUUUAUCUUUUGUUUGUUUGUUUGUUAUGAUUUGUAACUUUCAACAUUAAUUCAGAAAACAAAGUUCUCCUCUUCA